Messenger RNA from Gopherus evgoodei (Goodes thornscrub tortoise), 2901 nucleotides. RefSeq names its product chromosome 14 C20orf96 homolog (gene C14H20orf96). The record is from RefSeq and is a predicted model, not a curated record. The transcript has 11 exons. Bases 4 to 1146 code for a protein of 380 amino acids. NCBI's taxonomy places the organism in Eukaryota, Metazoa, Chordata, Testudines, Testudinidae.
CCCAUGGAGACCCGCCGCUCGGCGGCGCGGAAGCCCAGGAGAGGAGCCAGCCGGGAGGCGAGAACAGAGCCGCCCCCAGAGAUGGCUGCAAAGGCCCUGAACACCCUGGCACAAAACAUAACUAAUAAAUACGGGACAAUAGAUUACAGCAAGUGGCAGAGGGUAGAAGCAAAAAAAAAGAAACCAGCUUUGCCACCUAUCGCAUCACCAAGUGAGGACAAGAAAAGUGAAGGGCGCUCCACUGGCUGCCAGAAAGACAAGCGGUCAGUUUUAUUCAGUCCCAGUUCAUCCUUGCCUUCAAAGACAGCAUCCUCUCUGAAUCCCAGAUUUGCUCAGCAGAAAACCUCAGCAAAGGAGACUGAUGUAACUAAAAGCUUGGAGAACAUCAAAAUUAUUAAGAAACUGACGAAGUCAAAGAGAAAGUCCCUAAAUGAGCUGAAGCAUCACAGCACCACCCUUGUAGAGACCAACAGGAGACUGGCCCAGGACAUUCAGCAGACAGAUGCCAGUACUGCCAAGCAUGCCAGAGACCUGCUGCAGCAGUAUGAGAUGUUUGGGACAGUCAUCUCGACCCUUCGGGACUCCAAUCAGAAUCAAGUUGGCAUAGCAAGAGCAGAACUCCAAGAAACAGAAAAAAUGGUGGAAAAGAACCUGAGGAAACUAAAACAUCAGGUGGAUCACAUGAACACUAAGGUGCAAAUGCUCCAGGAAGAGCUCAAUGUUUUACGAACAUACAUGGACAAGGAGUACCCGGUGAAAGCUGUCCAGAUAGCCUUUAUGCGUCGCAACAUCCGAAACCUGAAGGAAGAACAGCAGGACGAAAUGGAAGAUAUAGAAGAUCUGGCCAAAACAGUAAUACAGCAACUGGAAAAGAAGGUGCAAGAUGAGAAGGAACGGAUAUUACAGGCUGUUGCAAAGGACAAGGCGUUUCUCUAUCAGGAGGGGCUGAAGCAGAUGGCUGUCAACAAUCGGAUACUCAGGAAUGAAGUCCAAAUGCAAAAGAAGGUCAUUCACAUGCUGUUGGAAGAAAUCACAGAGCUCCGAAAGAGCAUUGUGACACUUCGCUGGAGCGUGAGAGACCCAAGAGAGGUGAUCUUCGCCGACGUCCUGCUCCGCAGGCCCAACUGUCACAGAAGCCUGGAUUGAAGGUGUCACGAAACAGAACCAGAAUUAAUAAGGAUGUUAAUACACAAACUAGUGGUCACGUUUCAUCUUACUGCGUUUCUCCCACUGUGUGCUGGAAAGUGGAUGUAACUGACAAGGCCCUGCUGCUGUGAAGCUUUUCCCUCUGCGUUUGUCUGUUGGGCUUGAAGGAGAGUCGCAGCUAAAUACAUUGUUCUGUUUUCAUAAACCCACUGCCGCCAUCUGACUAGGGCUUGGUUAUCCUGUGCAUGCUAUCCAGGAAAUAGCUAUGCAGCAGGGCUCAGGCUUCGAUUUACAAUGUGUAAUCCUCCCAUCGGAAGAGAGGAGAUGGCCAGUCUGGUUAAUGCCACAAUGGGCUCUGCAGGGUGAGUCAGAGCUAACGUCUAGCACGGCUGCUGUGGGCUGGGUCGCUGCUCUGGGCUCUGGCUCACGCACGAGAACCCAAUAUAGCUUUAAAGGGCUGCUGUCCUCUGAGCAAGUCUGGGGUUCUGGUCCUACCCCUCCUCUCACCCUCUAAUAGCAAAUGGUGUCUGAGUAGUGGACAAGGGAUGUCCAGGCCCUUGAGUUACCAUUUUGCUGUACAGCAUGUCUGAGAAGUGUCAUGUGUUUCUGGCCCUGAUUGCACCAGGAUUUCUCUUCCCCACCACCUCACUCCCAAAGACUCACUUGAUCUGAAUUGAGGCAAAGUUCUUGUUUCCUUGGCUAUGGUUUGACUUUCUCCUUAUUGCUCUCUCCUCUCUCUGCUCAGAUGCCUGCCAGAUACAGAGAUUGUUCUCAAUAUCCCCUUAGAGGAGAAGGUUUUCAUUUAGUCCCAGAAACUUUGGACCUGAAGUGGAAAGGUGGGUGGAUGGGCCAGGCCUUGCCCACAGAGCUAUGUCAUCAUAGAACCAGCUGGGCCAAGAACAGGAUGGGGAGCUGUACAACAAAUCGCCCCCUCGUCAUAGACAAGUUCUCCCAACCAUCCCAGUUCUCAGGAAGUUCUGCUCUGCGCCGCUUUUGUUUUGUCAGGACAAGUUCCAUCACAGAACAAUAUGCAGGACUUAUUGUGUCAUCAUCAUGCCAGAUCCAAGCUGGGUAAAAGCCAGAAAACUGCCAUCUCUCUAGAAGGUGCAAAAUUCUAUUAAAGCAGCCAGGUGUGAUCCAAAACAGGGAUUCGUUGAUGAAGGUCACUAUUGUCAACAGCCCUUCCCCAGUCUCACAUUCUUACAGAGCUACCACGUGUCAUUGGUGUCAGCCAGCUACCGGUAAAACAUCACAGUUCCACUUGGUCAGGUAAUUCUGGGUGUAAUUCUCCUGAAGCCCGGGGGAGUUCCAGCAGAACCAGUUUGGCCUUUUUAUCCUUCCCAGUGAAACUACUUUGUACAAGAUGUUUUAUCGAUAUUUUGAUUUCUGAUGAGCUGAAGCCCAGACCCAGGAUGAGGUCUUUAAUAAUGGAACAAUGAGGAACUGUCACUAAGUGCCCUCCAGCAGCUGCCUGUCAGAACAAUUGUAUCUGCUAUACCAGAUGUCAGUUCAGGGGGACAGAAUGGUGACACAGGAUCAGGAUCUUCCACUUCCAGUGUUCCGUACAAAUGCUUGCAGUUCCUUGCGGCAGGCGUGACAGUAGACCAUCCCAUCUCAGCUGCGUCUUGCUUAUGGUUGAAUGGUUCUGACAGUAUUCAGUCGGGGAAGUCUACCAGUUGAUGGAGAACUGUGUAGCAUGUUUUAACCUGCAACUUUCAAUCUACAUUUUGAAAUAAAAAUUAAGUGGGUCUUUAA